GGUGGUGGUGGUGUGGAUGGUGUUAAUUCAAUACAAACAUCAUCAUCAUCAUCAUCAUUGACAACAAAAGAUGUUUUUAAAGGAAAAAAACAAAUUCAAUCAAUAUUAAAUCCAAAUGCACGUGAAUUUCUACAAGAUUAUCAUCAUCAUCAUCAUCAGAAACAUCAACGAAAUCUUCGUAAUUUACCAGCAAAUUUAAUGAAAAAAUCAUCAACAAGUAAAAAAAUUGAUAUACAUUUAACACCAAGACAACAACAAGUGAUUGAUGAAAAAUUCAAUACAUUACGACAAAGAAAACAUCGACAAUUACCAACAAUCGAUGAAACAAUCGAUUGUUAUCAAUUCGAACAACAAAAUAAUAAUAAUAAUCAAUCAAUUGAUUUGAAUAAUAAUGAUGAACGAAAACAUCGAUUACAAUCAAAAUCAAAAUCAUCAUCAUUAUCAAAAUUUUCCAAAUCAACACCGAAUUUAUUCGAUGUAAUCGAUUCAGAAUCAUCAAUGAAAUCGGAUAAUAAUAAUCAGAAUAAGAAAACAUUUACACAUCGUUUACAGGAUCGUUUAAAACGUUUUUUCAAUACCGGUUCACGAUCAUCAUCAGUACAGAAACAUAAAAUUUCAAAUGAAAUUAUUGGUAAUAAUGAUAGUGAUGGUCGUUCAGUUCGGAUUAAAUAUUUUAAAUAUAAUGCAUCAUAUCGUAAAGCACAACGUGGUAAACAUCGUCAACCACAACAGAUUAAAUAUCGUUUAUUAGAACCAAUUUUAUUAAGAAAAGAUGAAUUACCAUCAUCAUCAUCAUCAUCAUCAUCGACAGCAAUGGAACAACAAGCAUUAUUAAUAUAUGAAAAUUUUGGUGUUCGAUUUAUAAUCGAUCAAAAUCAUCAAUAUUUAAUUGAAUUAGCAUUUCAACAACAACAAAGUCUUACCUAUUGUGAAGAUUUUACUAAAAAUCUAGCCGGUGCUGUUCAAACAUUAGCAUUACUUGAAUUACAAGCCGAUAUUAAUCAAUUACAACAAUUAUUUCGAUUAUCACCAUCGAUGAAUUAUGAUAUGAUUAAUAAUAAUAAUAAUAAUAAUGCCACCGCUAUUACAAAUAAUUGUUCUACAUAUAUAAUACCGAUGCCAAAUUUUUCAAAAAAUCGUAAAACAUUUCCAUCUUUAAUAAGUAAAAAUGAAAAUCGUUCAAUAAUAAUAUUUGGUGGUAAUCUUACAGCAUUACAUGUACGUGAUAAUGAACGUAAUAAAAAUGAUUUAGAUGUUCCUUCCAUAUUAAAACAUAUGAUCGAUUAUCUUGGUGAAAAUGGUGUCAAAGAAGAAGGAAUAUUUCGUGUUCCUGGAACUAAAAAUCGUUUGAAUAAAUUGGAAGAAGAAUUAACCGAUCUUUAUUUAAAUUAUUAUAAAUUAAAUAAACCGGAUGAUAUUGAUGAAAUUAAUACGAUAUUCGAUAAAUAUAAUGUUCAUGAUGUUGCAUCAUUAUUAAAAUUAUUUAUUCGUCGUUUAUCACCACCAUUAAUGACAAAUGAAUUAAUGGAUAUAUUUUUAAUGAUACCGAAAAUUAUGAAUAUAUUUGUUAAAAUUAAGAUUUUAAAUCUAUUAAUGCUUACAUUGAAUGAUACACAUCGUAAUAGUUUGAAUGCAUUAUUGAAUCUUUCAAAUAAAGUUGUACGAUUUAAAGAAUAUAAUCUGAUUACAUUGGAUGGUAUUGUUACAUUAUUAGCUGCUAAUCUUUUUAAUUUUUGUCCAUCACCAUCAUCAUCGAAUAAUCGUAAUAAUAAUCAUCAAUCAACAAUAAAUGGUCAAAAACGUUCAAGUAUAUCAACAACAAUCGAUUCAAUUGGUUUACCUACUACUUAUUCUCAACAAGAAAAACGAGAUGGUUCACCAAAAUCAUUAUCAUCCAAUAAUAAUAAUAAUCAUUAUCGAAGGAUAUCUGUUUCUAGUCAAGCAGUAAAUGAGAUCUCAACCGAAAUGGCUAAUCAAUUGGAACGUACACAGAAUUCAUUAGGUGUAUUAAAAUUAUUGAUCAAUUUGCAGCCAAUUUUAUUUCAUAUACCACCAUAUCUUGAACGACAAAUUCAUGAAAAUGGAGAGAAAAAAGCUCAAGUUAAUAAAUUGUUUAAUUUAUAAAUUCAAUCAUCAACAGAUGUCACUACUAGGUGUUCAAUUUAUUUUUAUUGGAUUUUUUUGUAUUUUUUG
Molecule: messenger RNA, 2193 nt
Organism: Dermatophagoides pteronyssinus (European house dust mite)
Lineage: Eukaryota; Metazoa; Arthropoda; Arachnida; Sarcoptiformes; Pyroglyphidae
Biological process (GO): signal transduction; regulation of small GTPase mediated signal transduction; regulation of actin filament polymerization
Cellular component (GO): cytoplasm
Molecular function (GO): GTPase activator activity
Source: RefSeq, a predicted model, not a curated record